Molecule: messenger RNA, 1638 nt
Organism: Ostrea edulis (European flat oyster)
Lineage: Eukaryota; Metazoa; Mollusca; Bivalvia; Ostreida; Ostreidae
Exons: 1
Coding region: 1-1638 (545 amino acids)
Source: RefSeq, a predicted model, not a curated record
AUGGCGUUCGAUGAUGGCGGACGUAACGGAUUGACUGAGAAAAGUUAUACGAAUUUACGGAAUAUGUGUUCCACUACAGACUCUGUAAGUAACCUUAGCAAUACUAUAGAUAGUGUUUUGAACGAGGAAGAUACAAUGCAAUGUGCAUAUAGUCCACAAAACUCUGAAAUAGUCCAUGUUCUGACAAACAAUCCAGUGAGCGAAAACCAACCUGAGCACAAUUUGGUUGAAGAGACAUUUCCCAAUACUGUGCUGACAAAUUGUACAUGUGAUUUUGAGUCGUUUGACAAUGUUCUACAAAAUCUUCCAAAGGAAAUGUAUAUUGAAAAACUGUUGCAGUUAACGUCCAGUAACGAACAGCUUAUAAUAGAAUAUAGGACAUUUCUUUGUAGCAGGGCUAAAACCAUUGAAGGGUGUCCUAAGGGAAACCUCAUACAGCGUAGAAACACUAAAGCCAACCCAAGCUCAGUAAGAUACGCAAAGGACUGUUUUGCUCUUUAUAUAUUCUGUAAUGGUGACAAUUCGCAUCUAUCAGAUGUUUUUGACAAAAAACAAGAUAUUUCUGAAAUAUCAAGCGCAUUUACCAUAGAUCAACACUACAUAACGCAAACACUUGUAGAACGUAUGCAUGAACUUGAAGUCAGCGCAUCAGGCACAGACAAAAUUAUUAAAAACAUGCAAAAAACUAUAACAGAUCUCAAAUCUAAAAAUUCUUCAUUAAUUGCGGAAGUUGAUAAAAUGAAAAGUGACAUAGAAGUCCAUGCCACAUCAUGUGAAACUUUUCGUAAAACCACUAAGGCACGUCUGAAGUGUGUUGAAGGUCUUGACUUUACUGAGGAACAAGCCAAAUCUAAAAAAAUCAGCAAUGAAUUAUCUAGAUUGUCCAAACUUUGUCAAAGUCUACAGAAACAAUUGUCUGAUAUAAAGAUGUCAAAGUCAUAUACUGCUGUCGUUACCCCACCGAGGGCCCCAGAUAGUCAGUCUCGGAUCAGUGAAAGCACUUCGCGGUCCAGUGAUCAUUCACAAGGCUCGGCACCAAAUAACGGUACAACAGAGAAUUCCACGCGAAACACACAAGAAUGUCCAGAUAAAUGCAAAGUACAGAAAGAAGUUACUGAUGAAAAUCAUAAUGCACCAAAACAUCAGUCAAGUGUAAAAUUAAGUGAUACUAGUAGUUCCUGUCCAGCACUGACAGACAGUAGCCACUCAAAAAACAAUAUUCCCAUCCCUGUGCAUAUUUCCCGGAAGCCCGACUCGUUUGUAGCAAAACAAUCUGGUCUAAAUCAAGCCCAUGAUCCAAAUCAAAAACGAGACGUAUUUCUCGGAAUAACGCAUCAUAGACGGAGAAACGCUCAAUUUUACCUCACGGGCAUAGACUGUGACACUACUCGGGAUGGCAUUAUUAACUAUGUACGAGACAGUAAUAUCCGUGUGACGUAUCUAUCCUUAUUCCAGUCCAAAUAUAAUCAGGACUGUUUGUCUGCGAAAAUCCACGUUCCCGAAGAAAAUCGUAAAACAUUAUGUGCGCGUUCAUUCUGGCCUCACGGAGUCAAAUGCCGUCCAUGGAUCAAUGCACAUGAGAGACAACGAAGUCGCCAAAACGAUUAUAAAGAUACUCUUCACAAUGAACAAUCUUAG